This is a messenger RNA of Strigops habroptila (Kakapo), 515 nucleotides long. RefSeq names its product ATP synthase membrane subunit f (gene ATP5MF). The transcript has 4 exons. The record is from RefSeq and is a predicted model, not a curated record. Lineage: Eukaryota; Metazoa; Chordata; Aves; Psittaciformes; Psittacidae. Bases 14 to 358 code for a protein of 114 amino acids. Gene Ontology annotation, molecular function: proton-transporting ATP synthase activity, rotational mechanism. Gene Ontology annotation, biological process: proton motive force-driven mitochondrial ATP synthesis.
CACCCGCCCCGCCAUGCGGGCUCCCGCCCGACCUUCCUCCCGUCAGCCUCAGCGCGGCGCCUCCCGGCUGUCCCCGCACAGCGGCAAGAUGGCGCAGCCGCCGGUUCUCCUCAAGGACAUGAAGCUGCUGGACGUGAAGCUGGGCCAGCUGCCCAGCUGGCUGGCCAUGAGAGACUUCACCCCCGGCGGCAUCCUGGGGGCCAUACGAAGAGGUUACAACAGAUACUACACUAAAUACAUCGAUGUGAGGAAAGGGGGCCUGGGUGGCAUCUCCAUGGUGCUCGCUGGUUAUGUUGUUAUCAGCUACAUCUGGAGCUACAGCCACCUGAAGCACGAGCGCCGCAGGAAGUACCACUGAAGUGUGACCUUCAGGAAGCAAAGGUACAACUCUGGAACAGACCUGGCUACUGAACAGUUACCCUGACAUCAGAAGAAGACAUCAGAACUAUUAAUACUAGAAUCUGUACUAUUAUGACCAAUAAUAAAGUGCAGACACUUUACGUUUACUGAGUUGA